Messenger RNA from Humulus lupulus (European hop), 435 nucleotides. RefSeq names its product plastidic glucose transporter 4-like. Gene Ontology annotation, cellular component: membrane. Gene Ontology annotation, molecular function: carbohydrate:proton symporter activity. NCBI's taxonomy places the organism in Eukaryota, Viridiplantae, Streptophyta, Magnoliopsida, Rosales, Cannabaceae. The transcript has 4 exons. Gene Ontology annotation, biological process: carbohydrate transport; transmembrane transport. Bases 109 to 435 code for a protein of 108 amino acids. The record is from RefSeq and is a predicted model, not a curated record.
UUUCUGUGUCUUUUGUACUUGGUUUUCUAAAUUUUGGUUUCACUUUGCAUCAUGCCAUAAAGACUUCCAACUGAUUCUCUUUCAAGCACAGCUGUUGCAUCAUCCUUGAUGGAUAGACAAGGAAGAAAGAGUCUUCUAAUCACAAGCUUUGGUGGAAUGGCUGCCUCUAUGAUGCUGCUUUCUCUGUCCUUUACUUGGAAGGUUCUGGCACCAUAUUCUGGCCCCCUUGCUGUUCUUGGGACUGUUCUCUAUGUCUUGUCGUUUUCACUUGGUGUUGGUCCUGUGCCUGCUCUUCUUCUACCAGAGAUAUUUGCUUCAAGAAUCAGAGCAAAAGCAGUUGCUUUGUCAUUAGGAAUGCAUUGGCACUGCCUUUCUUCCUACAAGUCAAAUGAAGUGAAGGAAAUUUUCUUACAUUUAUAUCUAGUUUAUUUUUAA